Molecule: messenger RNA, 483 nt
Organism: Chaetomium globosum CBS 148.51
Lineage: Eukaryota; Fungi; Ascomycota; Sordariomycetes; Sordariales; Chaetomiaceae
Exons: 3
Coding region: 1-483 (160 amino acids)
Source: RefSeq, a predicted model, not a curated record
AUGCACCCGCUGUCUGUGACUCUGUUCCACCAGUCUGGAGGAAUCAGCACCGGCAUGCUCCGCGCAUGCCCGAAAUCGGGUGACGGGUCGAUGACGAAGGACGGCGAAAGGGUGGAUGGAUGGUGGAAUUCCCCAUGGGCCAUUCGACAUGGUUGUUGCGAGCAGCGAGGACUGAGGCGGCCAACGUCCAUGCUGAGUUGCUGCUUCAGAUUCCGUGUCCGUCGGAUUGCCACCUGCUCAGGGCCAAUUUCCAGGCCGUUGACGACGUAUCACAACCCAGAAAAAAUCCCACUUGCCCAAGCCGGUUACGGUCGCGGAAUCCGCUCGCGGUGGAUCUGGGAUCUUGGGCACGCACGCGCAGUGGCGCAUUCGGCGCUGCGAGGAUCAUCUCAUCCUAGUGCAGCAACUCGUUUCAACCAGACACAGAGCGGGGAUCCUCGAACGCCGGGUAGGGAACAGUAUCCCCUAAGCGAGCCGGCCUAA